AUGGUCAAGACAUUCUCCUUCCAAGAUAUCCAAGUCAACUCGCCCGGCUUCGGUGCAAUGGGCCUGAGCUUUGGUCUGGGGAGCAACCUUACCUUGGAGGAGGCCGAACCCGUGCUUCUAAAGGCCAUCGAGCUUGGAUGCACUUUUUGGGAUACAGCAGUAGUCUACCAGGCUGGUGUCAAUGAAAAGCUCUUGGGCGACUUUAUCAGAAAGCACAACGUCCGCGACAAAGUUUUCAUCGCGUCCAAAUGUGGGUUCGCUGUUUUUGAAGAAGGCAUGACUGUCACCAACUCUGCUUCCCACAUCAAGAAAUACAUCGAGGGGACGAUCGAGAGACUCGGAUUCACUCCUGAUCUCUACUACCUCCAUCGAAUCGACCCUAAGACGCCGCUCGAGGAGUCGAUCCCAGCCCUUGAUGAGAUUCGCAAGGCUGGAAAGACCAAGUAUAUUGGCCUUUCCGAGUGUUCAGCUGACACUUUGCGCAAAGCAAACUCAAUUGCCAAGAUCGAUGCCGUUCAGGCAGAGUACUCGGCUUUUGAGACCAUCCACGAGACCGACGGGCUGAUCGAGACUGCCAGAGAGCUUGGCGUGGCAUACGUCGCCUACAGCCCGUUGGGCCACGGCUGGCUCGUCGACGAUUUCCAGUACAAGAGCCCCGACGACUUCGCCCCUACCGAUUUCCGACGUGGAAGCCCCAAGUUCCAAGGCGAGAACUUUUACAAGAACAAGGCUAUCGUCGACGAGAUCAAGAAGCUCGCCGUUCGCAAGGGAUGCUCUCUGCCGCAGAUUGCUCUCGCUUGGGUCGCUGCCCAGAACAUGAUUCCUAUUCCGGGAACGACCAAGGCCAAGAGGCUGGAAGAGAACUGGGCGUCGAGAGACGUCGAGCUGACCGAGGAGGAGAAGAAAGAGAUGCGGAGGAUCAUUGAUGCGGCCAAGCCGCACGGGAACAGAUACAACGAAACCGCGCAGGCCAUGGUGGGACACUAA
Messenger RNA from Colletotrichum spaethianum, 987 nucleotides. Its product is annotated as aldo-keto reductase yakc [NADP(+)]. Gene Ontology annotation, cellular component: cytoplasm. Lineage: Eukaryota; Fungi; Ascomycota; Sordariomycetes; Glomerellales; Glomerellaceae. The transcript has 6 exons. The coding region runs from base 1 to 987 and encodes 328 amino acids. The record is from RefSeq and is a predicted model, not a curated record.